Messenger RNA from Asparagus officinalis (garden asparagus), 1122 nucleotides. RefSeq lists its product as uncharacterized. Gene Ontology annotation, molecular function: sialyltransferase activity. Lineage: Eukaryota; Viridiplantae; Streptophyta; Magnoliopsida; Asparagales; Asparagaceae. Bases 99 to 866 code for a protein of 255 amino acids. The transcript is spliced from 8 exons. The record is from RefSeq and is a predicted model, not a curated record. Gene Ontology annotation, biological process: pollen germination; pollen tube growth.
UACAGGGCCUCACGCAUUUGUUAUUUCUGCAGCUUAUCACAAGUGUUGGAGAUUUUUCUCAGUGGUAAGUACAUCAUAUGUCACCCUUAUGAGGCUGGAUGGGCGUCGAAAUUGAAAUCAUGGACUCCCACCUGGAGUGGAAUGCUCCAAAACCAAGGCAUCUCUCUCCCCUGAAGGGUGCUUUACAACGUGGGCUUGUGAGUGGAGCCGUUUCUCCAAUAUUAAUCUUUAUGCUUUGUGAUGAUCUACCUGACUGUAUUCAGGUAGCUAGCUUUUUAAGCUAUGAACUUAUGCAGAGCACAAAUGAAGCAGACUUCUUCACUGAAUACGGCGAAGCGAGCCGAUACCAGAUUCAAGAGGUGUCGGCAAGGGAAGUUAUGGGGUCGUCGACGCGGCCGUGGAUACCCACAAUGGAGAGAAGGUUCAGCCAUAUCCUCGCCCUAUUAUGUCUUGCGACAGGCAAGUUCGUAUGCGAGAAGUUUUUUGUGGCUUUGGUAACUUCCAUCUCUGUGAAAAUGGGGUUCUUCUACGGGGAUAGGUGCCCAAUCUAUAGGCUGCAUCGAUUCAUCUAUGCACUCACAUUGCCAGGGAUUGGUUUUACAGUGAAGAUAAGGAACAUAGCAAUAAAGUGGUUGUUCCAGGAUUGUCUAACAGUGGGCAACUUUUGUGAUCAAUUGCUUGCGAAAUAUGCUAAAUAUGUGGGCCUGAAAAGGGACUUUCGUCUUGUGGUAAGAGGUGAUGCUCGUAAAUUGCCUGCUAUUCUUAAUGGAUCUGAUGAUGAGGUGCUCAUAAUUAAAAGUGUGACCCAUAGAGAUUUUAAUGCAAUGAUAAAGGGGUUCUUCUACGGGGAGAGGUGCCAAAUCUAAAGGCUGCAUCGAUUCAGCUAUGCACUCACAUUGCCAGGAAUUGAUUUUACAAUGAAGAUAAGGAACAUAGCAAUAAAGUGGUUGUUCCAGGAUUGUCUAACAGUGCACAACUUUGGUGAUCAAUUGCUUGCGGUUUUUACGUUUUGUUUUUGCAUGUAACAUGUGCCUUAUCUUCCCAGUGAACUUGUGACUUGGAAAAUUCUAUAAUGCUUCUCUUUUCAUUCCUUUACCAAAUGAACUAAUGUGAUGUUGAAUA